GUACAUUUUAGUGACUUGCAUUUUGAAAGACUAAAAAAGAAUAAAUUUUCGCUUAAAACAUAGUUUAAUUAACUUGUAGAAUUGUCAAAAUGCCUGGAGAAUAUUCAACAACUAAGGUAAUCAUCCAUCCGUUAGUUCUUCUGUCUGUUGUGGACCAUUUCACGCGAAUGAGCAAGAUCGGCAAUCAAAAAAGAGUUGUUGGAGUUUUGCUUGGUUGCUGGAAAGCUAAAGGUAUUCUGGAUGUUUCAAAUAGCUUUGCUGUUCCAUUCGAUGAAGAUGAAAAGGACAGAAGUGUGUGGUUUUUGGAUCACGAUUAUCUCGAAUCCAUGUAUGGGAUGUUUAAGAAAGUAAAUGCUCGUGAACGAGUUGUAGGAUGGUAUCAUACUGGACCAAAAUUGCAUCAAAAUGAUAUCGCAAUUAAUGAGCUUUUGAGACGUUAUUGUCCAAAUUCAGUUUUAGUCAUCAUUGAUGCUCGUCCAAAAGAAUUGGGACUGCCAACAGAAGCAUAUAUCGCAGUAGAAGAGGUUCAUGAAGACGGCACAUUAACAAAGAAAACAUUUGAACAUGUUCCAAGUGCAAUUGGUGCUGAGGAAGCAGAAGAGGUCGGUGUCGAGCAUUUGCUGAGAGACAUCAAAGACACGACAGUAGGAAGUUUGUCGCAGAAGGUGACCAAUCAAUUGUUGGGCUUGAAAGGACUGAAUUGUCAAUUGCGUGACAUCAAAGAGUAUUUACUUAAAGUCGGAAAAGGCGAUAUGCCAAUCAAUCAUCAAAUUAUGUAUCAAAUGCAGGAUAUUUUUAAUCUCUUACCUGACAUCAGUCAUGACAACUUUACCGAUACACUCUACAUCAAGACUAAUGAUCAAAUGCUGGUUGUUUACCUUGCUUCAUUAGUCCGUUCCAUUAUCGCGCUUCAUAAUUUGAUUAACAAUAAGCUUACAGAAGUUUGUCAAGAUUAAAUAAUUAUAUUCUAUUUUUUUUUGUCAUUCAAAUUAUCUUUUCUCAUUAAUAUCAAUAUAUAAAAGUGAUCAAAAAGUAUCCAAACGCUUUCCUUGUAUCCAUC
Messenger RNA from Chironomus riparius, 1060 nucleotides. NCBI's taxonomy places the organism in Eukaryota, Metazoa, Arthropoda, Insecta, Diptera, Chironomidae. The record is from the annotation of a GenBank genome assembly.